AGGCGCCAACGCACCGCACCGGGCUGAGGAGGUAGCCGAUGAGCAGAGCAGACAAACCCGCUCCUCUUCUCCAAGACAUCCACACCGCGUCUCAGAGCCGGAGGGACACCAUGAAGACCAGCAGCCGCAGAUGGAGGAGUGAAGAUUCACCUGCAGAGCACUGAGUGAAGCGGCAGGAUGGCGGGGGGUCGGAGGGGACUUGUGGCCCCUCAGAAUACUUUUUUGGAGAAUAUUGUCAGACGGUCGAACGUUUGGACACUGUCACAUAGACAGACAGAUACCAACUUCGUCCUGGGAAACGCUCAGAUAGUCGACUGGCCCAUCGUCUACAGCAACGAUGGUUUCUGCAAGUUGUCGGGGUACCACAGAGCCGAGGUGAUGCAGAAAAGCAGCACCUGCAGCUUCAUGUACGGGGAGCUCACGGACAAGGACACGACGGAAAAAGUGCGACUAACGUUCGAGAAUUAUGAGAUGAACUCGUUUGAAAUACUGAUGUACAAGAAGAACAGGACGCCUGUUUGGUUUUUUGUGAAGAUUGCACCCAUUCGAAACGAACAAGAGAAAGUGGUCCUGUUUCUUUGUACGUUCAGUGACAUCACAGCCUUUAAACAACCCAUCGAAGACGAUUCUUCCAAAGGCUGGGGAAAGUUCGCCCGGCUGACUCGAGCUCUAACGAGCAGCAGAGGUGUCUUACAGCAGCUGCAGCCCACAGUCCACAAAGGAGAGAAUGUCCACAAGCACUCCCGCUUAGCUGAGGUCCUGCAGCUUGGCCAAGAUAUCCUACCUCAGUACAAACAGGAGACCCCCAAAACCCCUCCCCACAUCAUCCUGCACUACUGCCUCUUCAAGACCACGUGGGACUGGGUCAUCCUCAUCCUCACCUUCUACACCGCCAUCAUGGUGCCCUACAACGUCUCCUUCAAGACCAAGCAGAACAACGUGACGUGGCUGGUGGUGGACAGCAUCGUGGACGUCAUCUUCCUGGUGGACAUCGUUUUAAACUUCCACACCACGUUCGUUGGACCUGCGGGCGAGGUUAUCUCGGACCCCAAGCUGAUCCGAAUGAACUACCUGAAGACCUGGUUUGUUAUCGACCUGCUAUCCUGCCUGCCGUACGAUGUCAUCAACGCCUUCGAGAACGUAGAUGAGGGAAUCAGCAGUUUGUUCAGUUCACUGAAGGUGGUCCGGCUUCUGCGUCUGGGUCGAGUAGCCCGCAAACUGGAUCACUAUAUCGAGUACGGGGCGGCUGUACUGGUCCUGCUGGUGUGUGUUUUUGGACUGGCUGCUCACUGGCUGGCCUGUAUUUGGUUCAGCAUCGGUGAUUACGAGGUCAUCGACGAAGAAACCAACAUCGUGCGCAUGGACAGCUGGCUCUACAUCCUGGCAGAGACGGUGGGCACACCGUACCGCUUCAACGCCAGCGGUUCAGGGAAGUGGGAGGGCGGGCCGAACAAAGACUCCGUCUACAUCACUUCGCUGUACUUCACAAUGACCAGCCUGACGAGCAUCGGCUUCGGCAACAUCGCCCCCACGACAGACGGAGAGAAAAUCUUUGCAGUGGCCAUGAUGAUGAUUGGAUCCCUUCUGUACGCCACCAUCUUUGGUAACGUGACAACAAUCUUCCAGCAGAUGUACGCUAACACCAAUCGUUACCAUGAGAUGAUUAACAGCGUGCGGGACUUCCUCAAGCUCUACCAGGUGCCCAAAGGCUUGAGUGAAAGAGUUAUGGACUACAUUGCCUCCACCUGGUCCAUGUCUCGGGGAAUAGACACUGAAAAGGUGUUGCAGAUUUGUCCGAAGGACAUGAGAGCCGAUAUUUGUGUUCAUCUCAACCGAAAGGUUUUUAAAGAGCACCCAGCUUUCCGUCUGGCCAGCGAUGGGUGUCUCAGAGCGCUGGCCAUGGAGUUUCAGACCAUCCACUGCGCCCCUGGCGACCUGAUCUACCACGCUGGUGAAAGUGUGGACAGCCUCUGUUUUGUGGUGUCGGGUUCACUGGAGGUCAUUCAGGAUGACGAGGUGGUGGCCAUUCUAGGUAAGGGAGAUGUAUUUGGGGAUGUUUUCUGGAAAGAGGUGACUCUCGCUCAAGCCUGCGCCAACGUCCGAGCUCUGACCUACUGCGACCUCCAUGUCAUCAAACGCGACGCCCUGCAGAAGGUGCUUGAGUUCUACACGGCGUUUUCCAACCACUUCUCACGAAAUCUGCUGCUCACUUACAACCUGCGAAAGAGGAUCGUCUUCCGGAAGAUUAGUGAUGUGAAACGAGAGGAAGAGGAGCGACAGAGACGUAAAAAUGAAGCGCCAUUGAACUUGCCACCGGAUCACCCUGUACGCAAACUCUUCCAGCGCUUCCGGCAGCAAAAGGAAGCCCGCCUGGUGACAGAGAAACCAGAACUAGAUGACCGCGAUGUCGAGAAGGGUCCCGUAUAUGUGGACAUCCCGAUUGCUAAAGCAGCCAUCACAACCACCAGCAUCAUCACAGUGACAGAAAGUCCAGCAACACCUUCAUCUUCAACGCCUUCAUCUUCAGCAACCCCCAACUGUACGCCCUCAGACAAGGCGAAGCUGCAGGUGCCGUCUCCCGUUUCUUUGGUAGGAGGCCGAGCGGCUGAACCAGUCAAGGUCAAAGGCUGGGGUCGCUUCAAGGAGUCCAUGGCCAAAGCCGACAAUUGGAACAAAGUGUCCAAAGCCGAAUCCAUGGAGACUUUGCCCGAACGGACCAAGGUGCACGAGUCACAGAUGUCUCUAAAGAAGACAGACUCAUGUGACAGCGGGAUCACCAAAAGUGACUUGCGCCUGGACAAAGUGGGCGAGUUCCGCAUGACGCCCCAGGACCGCAGUCCUGUCCAGCCUCCAGAGACCAGGCAUGCCUUCUACCCCAUCCCAGAGCAGACGCUUCAGGCCUCGCUCCAGGAGCUCAAGCUGGAGCUGAAGGACGACCUCAAGAACCUGAACGUUCGAAUGUCUGGCCUGGAGGCGCAACUAACGGAGGCACUUCAACUCCUCAAAGCAAGGAGAUCAAAUGCUGGCUCUCCGCAGCCUCUUUUUGACAUUUCUAGACCUACUUCUCCAGAACUGGACAAAGAGGACAUCUUCUCUUGA
This is a messenger RNA of Plectropomus leopardus (leopard coralgrouper), 3099 nucleotides long. RefSeq names its product potassium voltage-gated channel, subfamily H (eag-related), member 1a (gene kcnh1a). NCBI's taxonomy places the organism in Eukaryota, Metazoa, Chordata, Actinopteri, Perciformes, Serranidae. Gene Ontology annotation, biological process: regulation of membrane potential; potassium ion transmembrane transport. The record is from RefSeq and is a predicted model, not a curated record. Gene Ontology annotation, cellular component: voltage-gated potassium channel complex; plasma membrane. Gene Ontology annotation, molecular function: delayed rectifier potassium channel activity.